Molecule: messenger RNA, 1113 nt
Organism: Striga hermonthica
Lineage: Eukaryota; Viridiplantae; Streptophyta; Magnoliopsida; Lamiales; Orobanchaceae
Source: the annotation of a GenBank genome assembly
AUGGCAAAGACUAAAUUUGGAAGAAGCCCAUCCAUCAGGAGCCGAAAGUUCACCUCAUCGGAGGUCGAGUUCCCGUCUAAGGAAUAUGAAAUCAAACACGCACCCAACCCUUGUACAAAAGAAAUUGCAGUUCGACAAGAAAUUGGGUCGAUCGAAAAAAAAAAGUCACCAGAUUUAGAUUUCGAGGAUGAAAUUCAAGCCAAAUAUUCCAAGGUCGGGGCAAUUUCAACGGGUCCAAUUCCUUCCGAUCAGCUCCUUGGUGUGAUUGAAACUGCCGCCAAGACUGGUGCUCAGGUCAUAAUGGAGGCAGUGAAUAAACCUCGGAACAUUACCUACAAAAUAGGACUCUCUGAUUUGGUGACUGAAACAGAUAAAAUGAGUGAGGCUGCUAUUCUAGAUGUUGUGAGAAAGAAUUUCCCGGACCACCUAAUUCUUGGUGAAGAAGGUGGAAUCAUAGGAGAUACUUCUUCAGAUUAUCUUUGGUGCAUUGAUCCCCUAGAUGGCACCACAAAUUUCGCUCAUUGCUAUCCGAGCUUUGCCGUUUCCAUUGGAGUCCUUUACAAAGGAAAACCAGCUGUGGCCUCUGUGGUGGAGUUUGUCGGUGGACCUAAAUGUUGGAAUACUCGGACUUUUACUGCAGCUGCUGGUAAUGGUGCAUUCUGCAACGGAGACAAAAUUCAUGCAAGUCAAACCGAUAAGGUCGAACAGUCGCUUUUAGUUACUGGGUUUGGAUAUGAGCAUGAUGAUGCAUGGGCAACCAAUAUCGAACUUUUCAAGGAAUUCACUGAUAUCAGUCGGGGUGUAAGGAGACUCGGUGCUGCAGCAGUCGAUAUGUGUCAUGUGGCCCUAGGAAUUGUCGAAGGCUAUUGGGAGUAUCGUCUCAAGCCUUGGGAUAUGGCUGCUGGUGUUUUGAUUGUUGAAGAGGCUGGGGGAUCGGUUUCUUGCAUGGACGGUAGCAAAUUUUGCGUUUUUGAUAGAUCUGUAUUAGUAUCCAAUGGAGUUCUUCAUAAUAAGCUUCUUGAGAGAAUUGGUCCAGCAACUGAGAAAUUGAAGGACAAAGGGAUCGAUUUUUCACUGUGGUACAAGCCUGAAAAUUAUUUUACAGAACUUUGA